Arabidopsis arenosa is the source of this 625-nucleotide messenger RNA. The record is from the annotation of a GenBank genome assembly. Lineage: Eukaryota; Viridiplantae; Streptophyta; Magnoliopsida; Brassicales; Brassicaceae.
CACGCGUCUUUAAAACCGCGUUAAAACGUCACUUCACCAUCAACCCUAUUUAUAUCCAACCAACACAUUCACUUCUCACAAUUUCUUAAAUCUUUUUUUUUCUCUCUAAACAACAAUGUCAAAGAACGUUUCAAGAAACUGCUUAGGUUCAAUGGAAGACAUCAAGAAAGUUUUCCAACGAUUUGACAAAAACAACGAUGGAAAAAUCUCUAUUGAUGAGCUUAAAGACGUGAUAGGAGCUCUCUCUCCAAACGCUUCACAAGAAGAAACCAAGUCUAUGAUGAAAGAGUUUGAUCUUGAUGGUAAUGGUUUCAUUGAUUUGGAUGAGUUUGUUGCUUUGUUUCAAAUCAAUGAUCAUAGUACGGAUAGUAAUGAGAUUAGAGAUUUGAAAGAAGCUUUUGAUUUGUAUGAUUUGGAUCGUAAUGGAAGAAUCUCGGCUAAUGAGUUACACUCGGUUAUGAAGAAUCUUGGUGAGAAGUGUUCGGUUCAAGAUUGUCAAAGGAUGAUUAGUAAAGUUGAUUCUGAUGGUGAUGGUUGUGUUGAUUUUGAAGAGUUUAAGAAGAUGAUGAUUAAUGGUAAUGCUUGAAGAAAUCGAUUUAGAAUUUGGGAAGAUUUAAUCCUUUUU